AAAUUGUCCAAGUGUGCGACACUGUACGUGCAUCAAUUCGGAUUCUGAUUGUGGAUUGUUUUUUCUUUGUAACCAUACAAAUUUAUGUCGUUUUCUUUCACUUGACACUCAGAUUCUCUCAAUGCUAUGCUCUUUCAUUAUGUGGGUCGUGUCAAACUUCAACUUCGUCUUGUUUCCCCUGUUUUUCUCUUAGUAAGGUUCCUCCGAAGUUUCGCUUUUUGGUCGGAUUUGGUGUCGCGGCGUGACUUUGAGGCAGAUGGGUCAAAUGGGUUUCUCCCAAGUUCCUCUAUUUCCCUGAACUUUGUUUUGUUUUUCUUCUUCGGUGUGUCUCACCAAACGUACCAAGGAGAGCAUAGAGAGUGUUUGUUAUUGUUGAUGGAUACUAACUCAACGAAGGAUGCUAAUGGUUGUUGUGUUAACAAGCCUUUGGCUCUGACUGUGACUAUGACUGUGGCUUCUUUAGAUGGUAGAAAGGUUGGGGAUCAUAGCCAUAGAGUAGAUGAUAGUGAUUCCAAUUCUUUGUUGCCACUGCCAAGAGGAGGAAUGUCACAGAAGUCAGAUAAGAAAUAUAGGAAAAGGAAAGUGCAGUGGAACGAUAGGAUAGGAAACAAGCUUGUUGAGGUGUUGGAAUACGAGCCAAGUGAUGUUAGUGACUCAGACUCAGAGGAUGAAGAUGACAAUUCUUGUAUGUGUUCAAUAAUGUAGAGAUCAUCUUGAUAAGCCAUAUCAAACUUUCUGCUGGACUAAUCGUGGAAGCAUCCUUGUGGGAUGUGCAUGCUGAGCUGGAAAUGGAUAUGAUGAUUUGGGGCCAACUCUCAAAUAACCAAGAUAAGCAGCUCCUUGUGUUUGCCAAUAUUUGGUUCCAGUUAAUCUUCAUGUGAGUUUAGAUUGCUGGGGAAUUGAACCCACAAUGAUUUUUAGAAGUAACAAAUAGAUAAAAUAUGGUGAGUUCAACACAAAACCAACUAUUUGUAGCUUCCAAAAAUCUUGUUGAGUUUAACUCAUCACCAAUCCAAACACAUACUGGAUUUUUUGACAUGAUUUCUUUGGUGGACUCUUGUGAGUUCUCAAUGCAGAUCAAGGUACACAGAUUGCUUCCAACAAUAUGAUUUGGGAAGUGUUGAUAGCAGAUUAGCAGCACUGCUUCCAUGUAUCUUAACUUAAUAAGCAUUUUCAUGCUUGCUCACUUACACUGUUUAAAGAAUUAUGCACUCAGUUGCUUUGAUAAUUUUUCAAAUUAAAGGGGAUACCUCCCUAUCUUUUCCUUUUAUUUUCCCAAUUACUAAUGAUGUGGAAUAAAUUUUCAUGAUUGUAGUAUUUA
Molecule: messenger RNA, 1321 nt
Organism: Cajanus cajan (pigeon pea)
Lineage: Eukaryota; Viridiplantae; Streptophyta; Magnoliopsida; Fabales; Fabaceae
Source: RefSeq, a predicted model, not a curated record